UUAAUAAGUAGAGACAAGGAGGUGGUACUGUAAGGCAUACAGAAUGAGUUCCUUCCAGCUGAGUGAAGAGUCACCAGGGAGGGAGAUCAGAAGAGAUGGUACUCAUGGGCGAGGGAGCAAGAGAGUUGUUGCAGGUGAUGAAGAGGGGGACAAUGGUGAGGACAGAGAUGACAAGUCGUGUAGUCAGGAUGAACCCCAGGACCAGAAGCCUGGGUGGAAAAAGUUCCUGGCUCAUGUUGGUCCCGGAUUCCUUGUGUCCUUGGCUUACCUUGAUCCUGGGAAUUUGGAGACGGACCUACAAGCCGGAGCUAAACACAGAUACGAGCUCUUAUGGGUCGUACUGAUCGGUCUGGCAUUCGCGUUGAUCAUACAGUCACUAGCAGCAAAUCUCGGGGUGGCUACAGGGAAGCACCUGGCGGAGCUGUGCAAAGCUGAGUACCCAAAGUAUGUCAACUACUGUCUCUGGGUGAUGGCGGAGGUGGCUGUGAUUGCUGCUGACAUCCCUGAAGUGAUAGGAACAGCCUUCGCUCUCAACAUCUUGUUUCGCAUCCCAGUGUCGGCAGGUGUCCUCAUCACAGGGCUAAGCACUCUCCUGCUUCUUGGGCUUCAGAGAUAUGGGGUUCGGAAACUUGAACUGUUGAUAUCCAUGCUGGUGUUCGUCAUGGCUGCCUGCUACUUCGGAGAGUUGAGCUACGUGAACCCCCCCGCGACCCAGGUGAUGAAGGGGCUCUUUGUGCCCAGGCUUGGCGGCGAUGGUGCCACCAGCGACGCCGUCGCUCUCCUCGGCUCCCUAGUCAUGCCGCACAAUUUGUUCUUGCAUUCAGCUCUGGUGCUGUCGAGAAAGACUCCACCUUCCGCCGAAGGAAUCAACGACGCCUGCAGGUACUUCCUCUUGGAGAGCGGCUUCGCGUUGUCGGUUGCGCUGCUCAUCAACGUCGCCGUUGUCUCCGUCUCUGGAACCGUAUGCGCUGGUCGUAGCCUUCCACCUGAGGAUUCUGAAACAUGCAGCAAUCUAACCCUCAACUCAGCCUCCUUCUUGCUCAAGAACCUCCUGGGCAAAUCGAGCUCCAUCGUCUACGGCAUCGCAUUGCUGGCCUCUGGACAAAGCUCCACUAUAUCAGGCACAUACGCCGGUCAAUACAUCAUGCAGGGAUUCUUGGACGUAAAGAUGAGGAUGUGGCUUCAGAACCUCAUGACACGAUGCAUUGCUAUCGGCCCCAGUCUCGUCGUCUCCAUCAUUGGCGGCCCUGCCGGAGCUGGAAGACUCAUAAUCAUAACAUCAAUGAUCCUAUCUUUCGAGCUGCCCUUUGCCCUCAUCCCUCUUCUCAAGUUCAGCAGCAGCGGCCCAAAGAUGAGGCCUCACAAAAACUUCAUCUACAUCAUAGUCAUCUCGUGGAUCCUUGGCUUCGGUGUCAUAGGAAUCAACGUCUACUUCCUCAGCACCAGCCUCGUGGAAUGGAUCACCAGUAGCAGUCUCCCAAAGCCUGCCACAGCUCUCGUCGGUGUCAUCGUCUUCCCCUUCAUGGCUGUCUACAUCCUUGCUGUUAUCUACUUGACCUUCAGGAAGGAUACAGCAGUGACAUUCGUUGAUAAAUCUGAUUCGUCGCUGAAGGAAAUGGAGGAUGGUGUGCAUCGUUCUGAUGGUGACAAAGGAGGUGACGUUGUGCCGUUUAGAGGCGACCUCAACAACAUCUCUCCUCCUGAGUAAAGCUUGUUUCGGUAUGUGUUACAAGACCUUUAUGUUGUAGCUGUAUGAGCCGAAAUAAUCAGA
Messenger RNA from Musa acuminata AAA Group (dessert banana), 1771 nucleotides. Its product is annotated as metal transporter Nramp5-like. Gene Ontology annotation, biological process: metal ion transport. The coding region runs from base 44 to 1708 and encodes 554 amino acids. NCBI's taxonomy places the organism in Eukaryota, Viridiplantae, Streptophyta, Magnoliopsida, Zingiberales, Musaceae. The transcript is spliced from 13 exons. Gene Ontology annotation, cellular component: membrane. The record is from RefSeq and is a predicted model, not a curated record. Gene Ontology annotation, molecular function: cadmium ion transmembrane transporter activity; manganese ion transmembrane transporter activity.